AUGGUCCCAAACUCGAUCGCAGCUAGCUCACAUCUCAGAAGACGCAGUUCGCACCAUACGACACUGUUCCACUGCGCUUCUGCCCACCGCAGAUAGACACCACGACGCAUGUGUAGCUAGCGAUGCCAGUCCUACUAGAGACGUCCAGCUCGGCACCCACCGGACGGCGGAGCGCGCUGACCUGUGCUCGAUGUCGCGCUCGGCCAGCAUCUUUGCAGACACGAGGAGGAAGCACCGGAGCAGCGUGCGCUAUCUGCGCCGAAGCAGGUCUGGUCAAUCGACUGAAGCCUUCUUUUGACAAGUGCAGAGGAGCGGAGCUCUGGGCAUCGCUGAGCCAGGACGGGUCGUCCGAACUUGCCAAGACAAGUGGCACCGAUGAUGGGGAGCGUCCAAGGUCGCCAGGGAGACGGGCCAGGACACAGCAUGGCACCAUCGCUCUGGCCUGGGAUGGAGGCGUCGAGGGCCGCGUGCUGCUCCGUCUCGCCUGUUCAGAGCUUCUUCACACCAGCAGUGGUAACAUUGGCUCAGGCGUCCACCGCGAAGCCGCUCUGCAAGAUGACCGGGAAGGUGCAAACGGCGUGGCGCUGCCGCCCUCACAGGUGAAGCGUCUCAGCAGGAAGGGAACGCAAAGGCCACAAGAAAUCAAGCACAUAGUAGUGAUACACGUGUAUGACGACAGCACGCCGGCUUCUAGUUCGCAUAGCAGAAGACAGCUCAUCGAAGCCGCAGUGGCAGAGGAGGGUGGAAAGGACGCUGGUUUGCGACUUGUAUGCGUGCCUUUGUCAAGCGUGUUCUCGAGGGGGAAGGUUUCUGGCAAGGUCCGCUGCAGCGCUUAUCCUAGAGGGCCGCGUCGUCUUUCUCAAGACCACGAGUCGCUUCCCGAUGGAAGCGCCGCAGACUCUCAAGGUUCUUCCAGCCAUGCUGCUGAGGCAGCUCUGUCUCACCUUCGCAGUGCGUUGAACCCACCAGACGCACCCCGCGCCCAAGCAGCGUCCUGUCUCUCUCGCAUUAUCUCGCUCCGCAAGGUCUUCACCGAGAGAGUCCUGUUUCGCACGACCAAGGAAGUGGGCGCCACAUGUCUGCUACUAUCGCAAAGUGGAACAGGUUGUGCCAAUGCACUGCUUGGAGGCAUUGUGCAUGGAGGCGGGUACGCUGUUCAAAUUGCAGGACGCGACGGGUGGCGAGAAGGUGAGUACACGAGUAAGCAAGGGCUAUCUAUGCCAUCACUUUCCAGGCAGGGUAUCGGUACCACAGAUAUCACAUCAUGGUGGCCCACUCUGAGCUCAUGUGUGCCGAUGAUCCUCCCUUGCCUUGCAGAUGUCCUGAUUGUACGACCACUGCGCGAAGCGCUGCUCAAGGAGGUAAUCUAUUACGCCCACCAUCAGCGGCUUAAAUACGCCUCUGCAAUCUUCGAUGACGGGGCUAAAUCAUCAGGAAUGGCUAGCUUGCGCGGGGACAAGAGUAGCAUCGGCCGUCUCACGCAAGCCUUCAUUUCCCUGUUGGAAUCAAACGCCCCGUCCACUGUCAGCACCAUCAACAAGACCAGUUCGAAACUCGUCUUCCAGCCGGAGCAAUCCGGAUCCAGCGCUGCGCUCGACCCAAGCGCGGAUGACAUUGCCACGGAUCGAAGCCGUUGGCCUACAGUGAUAGCCGGGCCGUCUGUUCCCCUACCCUUGAAGCGAGCCCAGCAGACUGCGAGCGCCGUUUGUGGUAAAGAACAAAAUCUAGGCACAGCCGCUCGGCGCUUACUCUCAGCAGCGAGGGACUCGCCCAAGUGGAAGAGUCCAGCCAUCAGCCACCGAACCGCAAAAAGGUCGCCUGGUCAAGGCGAUGCUUUUGAGCACGCCGACGGUCUCCACGCGUGGAGCCCCUCGUGUCCGUUGUGUUUGUUGCCUGCUAGCCGUCAACGGCACCAGUGGACCGAUGCUUUGCGUGUACACGUUCCCGAGGCGCAGCUCAAGCAGUCAUUGACGGAUCAAGCUGAAGAGACUACCAUCGAUCUGGGACGCUUGCUCUGCUACGCGUGCGCUCAGAUUUUGGAGACACCGGACCCGGCGCCCGUCUUCCGAGGGGCCCCUUUCCUCGCCGAGAUGGAGUCAAGUUCUGCCGUGAUGUAUCUGCCAGAGUACGUCUUGCACGAGGCCAGCAAAGAGCUACAAGCCGAACGUGUUCAUCUACAAAAGCUUGUUCACCCAGAUGGCAAUACCAUGGAGCGGCUCACUGCGCGAGGCGAAGACGAUGGGACGUCGGACCGCCUCGAGACUAUAGCCAACUCUGACAUUGAGGAUCCGGAGCAUCUCACCUCUCAUCCGACGCGAGGAAAGCACACGCCUAGGCAGAUCACUCGAGAUGAGAUGCUCGGAGAGCUCAAAGAUUAUCUGGUGGCAUGAACAGCAUGCUCACGGACGCCGUGUAGGCGCACAUCGACGGUCGUGGAGUGGAU
Molecule: messenger RNA, 2443 nt
Organism: Ceraceosorus guamensis
Lineage: Eukaryota; Fungi; Basidiomycota; Exobasidiomycetes; Ceraceosorales; Ceraceosoraceae
Exons: 4
Coding region: 123-2390 (755 amino acids)
Biological process (GO): tRNA wobble position uridine thiolation
Cellular component (GO): cytosol
Molecular function (GO): tRNA binding; sulfurtransferase activity
Source: RefSeq, a predicted model, not a curated record